AUGGCCACUACCUCGGACUACAAGGUCUCCUUUGAGGGGCCCUUCCAAAAUGUCAUCAACAAUCAAUUGACAUCCACGGCCACCACUCGCCACGCCAUCUGCCCUUCGACCGAGAAGCCGCUGUGGGAAGUGCCGGUCUCUACCGCGGAAGAUCUUGACCGAGCCGUGGCAGCAGGUAGAGCCGCUUUCCCGGCAUGGAGCAAGCUCUCGUAUGAUGACCGUCAGAAGUACCUCGAUAGGUUCGCCGAUGCUAUCGAGGAAAACCAGGAGGGCUUCAUUAAGCUCCUGGGACAAGAGGUGGGCAAGCCGCCGCAGGCUGGGGGUUUUGAGCUAUAUCUCGUUAUGGGACUAGCUCGAGGGAUCCCCCAGUUGCGUCUCAAGGAGGAGAAGAUCAUUGAUGAUGAGGAUCGCACGGCAAUUGUCAGAUACGUGCCAUUGGGCGUUUGUGCAGGUAUUGUUCCCUGGAACUUCCCUCUCACGCUUGGAAUGGGAAAACUGGUUGCAGCACUUCUUGCCGGAAACACAUUCAUCUGGAAAUCAUCGCCCUUCACCCCCUAUUCUGCCUUGAAGCUGGCCGAGAUCGGUGCGAAGAUUUUCCCCCCUGGAGUAUUUCAAGCCCUAAGUGGCGAUGAAUCCCUUGGCCCUUUGAUCACUGGGCAUCCUGGUAUCGCCAAGAUUGGCUUUACAGGAUCUGUUGAAACAGGAAAGAAGAUAAUGGCCGCCUGCGCCUCAACUCUCAAGAGAGUUUCGUUGGAGCUCGGCGGGAAUGACGCUGCGGUUAUCUGUGAUGACGUUGACAUUGAUCAAGUCGUUGCCAAGGUCACAUUCCUGACAUUUGUCCACGUGGGCCAAAUUUGCAUGAAUAUCAAGCGUAUAUAUGUGCAUGAGAACAUCUAUGAUAAAUUUCUUGACGCCAUGGUCAAAGCCGUUGCGCAGUUCAAGACGGGAGAUCAUCAAGAUGCCGAGGCCUUCUUUGGUCCAAUUCAAAAUGACAUGCAGUACCAGAAGCUGCGCAAGCUCUACUCACAAAUUGGCACUCAGGGCUGGAAAGUAGCGACGCCCGAGCGCCAAAAGCCAGAAACGGGAUACUUCUUGACACCAACCAUUAUUGAUAACCCCCCCGAUGAUUCCGCAAUAGUUACUGAGGAACCAUUUGGUCCCAUUUGCCCCGUUUUGAAGUGGAAAGACGAGGACGAUGUGAUUACCCGAGUGAAUGCGACCAAGUAUGGCCUCGGGGCUUCUGUGUGGAGCAAGGAUGUGCCCCGAGCCAAGCGAAUGGUAGAACAACUGGAGGCUGGAAGCAUUUGGGUGAACACCCACUUCGAGCUUGCUCCCAAUGUUCCUUUCGGUGGGCACAAAGAGAGUGGGCUGGGGAUGGACUGGGGUGAGGUGGGUGUCAAGAGCUGGUGCAACCCACAGGCUUACUGGGUCAAGCAUUCCGGCUAG
This is a messenger RNA of Clonostachys rhizophaga, 1446 nucleotides long. Lineage: Eukaryota; Fungi; Ascomycota; Sordariomycetes; Hypocreales; Bionectriaceae. The record is from the annotation of a GenBank genome assembly.